UAAGUAGGCACUGCAAUGAAAAUCAUUCAGUUCAUUAGCUGGCCGAGUUACCUCGUCUAAACAGUCAGUCUUUAUUAAUUUAUUAAUUUCUCGAAAUUUAGCUCAGAUUUUUACUGUUGUUUAUUUAACAAUGUUCGGCCCGUUCAAAUGCGGUUUUCUUGUGACCAUAAUUUUUGUGGUAAUAGCAAAUACUGUUGCCUCAGCUGCCGGGGCCUUGGAUGAGAUUGAGAAUGACAAUAAAGAUGCCCAUGGAUUACAAAAAAUAUCACGCUCCCUUGUCGAGAUACACGAGAAUGAUUGGAAAAAAUUGUUGACUGGUGAAUGGAUAGUGAGCAUUUGCGCUAAGAAUCUUGAAGACUGCAGGCAAUCGGAGAUAAAGGUGUAUCAAUUGGCCACUUCGGACGUGUACAGCAGUCUCAAUGUCGGCAUUGCCGUUGUGGAUCUAUCCAAGGAGUCAACUCUACUGCGACGUCUAUCAACCUACGAGUUGCCCACAUUGUAUCAUGUGAUAGAUGGUCAUUUUCGUAGUCUGGAUCCCAAUUUGGAAAUGACGGCAUUGCGUCAAUUGGUCGAGAAACAGGAGUGGUCAUCGAUUUCAGAGAUACCAUUUUGGAGACAUCCAACAUCUAUUUGGACAUGUGUGUUGGUCUUUGAAUAUAAAGCUUCUUUGGAUCUAUUGGAAUCGGGAACUGUUGGCGAUGAUAAUGAAAUAGCUACAUGGUGUAUUUAUCUUAUGCUCACUGGCAUGCUAGCCAUGAUCAUUUGGAUUGUAUACAUCUGUUGGCGCAUUUUAUUCUUUGUCAUACAUUGUCUAGCACGAAACAAAGAUAUGGCCACCAUCAACGAUAGAAAAAAAAACCAAAAUGGAGAUGCCUCUAAGAAGAAAAAAAAGUGAAUAAACUGGAGACAUAAUAAACUGAACAAUAAACUGAAUAUGAUCAAAUAA
Molecule: messenger RNA, 946 nt
Organism: Drosophila willistoni
Lineage: Eukaryota; Metazoa; Arthropoda; Insecta; Diptera; Drosophilidae
Product: thioredoxin-related transmembrane protein 1
Exons: 1
Coding region: 131-895 (254 amino acids)
Source: RefSeq, a predicted model, not a curated record